Molecule: messenger RNA, 1017 nt
Organism: Camellia sinensis
Lineage: Eukaryota; Viridiplantae; Streptophyta; Magnoliopsida; Ericales; Theaceae
Source: RefSeq, a predicted model, not a curated record
AUGGGAUCAGAGGAAAGGGAGCGGCUUUGGAGAAGGGUGGUAGUUGCUAAGUUUGGUUUGGGUAGGGGGGAGUGGUGUUCCAGUACGGUGGGUCUUUCUCAUGGUUGUGGUGUGUGGAAAGGGAUUUGGUUAGGUCGGGAGGCUUUUUGGAGAAGGGUGCGGUUGAAAGUUGGUGUGGGGGAUCGGGUUCGUUUUUGGAGGGAUAGAUGGUGUGGUGAUUUGUCUUUGGAGUUUAAAUUCCCUUUGAUCUUUGCUAUUGCAGCUGAUUUGGAGGUGUUGGUUGCUGCUGUCAAGUUUGGGGAGGGGCAAUCGACGGUGUGGAAUGUGCAAUUGCGUCGCAAUGUUCAGGAUUUGGAGCAAGAUCAGUUGGUGGAACUUUUGGAUUUUUUAUAUGGAUCGAACUUUGUGAGGGAAGGUCAGGACUCUUUGGUUUGGGAUUGUCCUAGAUCCAAAGAUAUUUUUACGGUGUCUUCUUUUUAUGGAAGGCUUGUUCAGGAUGGAUUUGCACAGGAUGUUGCUAGGGUUUAUCCCUGGAGUGGUGUUUGGUUGUCGGGUUCGCCUUCAAAGGUUGCCUUUUUUGUUUGGUCAGCAAGUUUGGGUGGUGUCUUGACCAUUGAUAAUUUGAUUCAUCAGGGGCAUAUUUUGGUCAAUUGGUGUUGUUUGUGUGGUAGGGCAGCAGAAUCAGUUGACCAUUUGCUUAUGCUUUGCCCGGUCUCGUCUCGCCUUUGGAUGCUUAUGAUUGCAGUUUUUGGUUUAGUUUGGGUUCAAUCAGGUUCGGUGCUCACAGUUGUGCAAAGUUGGGCAGGAGGGCGGGUAGGACGACGACGUCGGAAGGCUUGGCUUCUUGCGGCGCACUGUUUAAUGUGGAUAAUUUGGUUGGAGCGUAAUAGGCGGGUGUUUCAUGGAGUGGCUCACUCCAUUUCUUGGUUAGAGAGACGGCUUCUUAUAGUUUUGUAUAGCUGGGUAGAUCCAGAUGUGUUGGCUUUUGUAGAUUUUGUAGAGGAUUUGACUUGUUAA